Molecule: messenger RNA, 2076 nt
Organism: Aspergillus niger
Lineage: Eukaryota; Fungi; Ascomycota; Eurotiomycetes; Eurotiales; Aspergillaceae
Exons: 7
Coding region: 1-2076 (691 amino acids)
Molecular function (GO): hydro-lyase activity
Source: RefSeq, a predicted model, not a curated record
AUGACGCUGAGUGAGAAGAUCUUUGCGCUUCACGAUCUUGGUCGCAAGGGAUCCGUGGCGCCUGGGGAGUUGAUCCGGGUGGACGUCGACUGGGUUAUUGCUUCCGAGGCAUCAUGGCAGGGCAUGGAACAAACGUAUGAGCGUCUCGGGAAACCUGGAAUCUAUCGGAAUGACCGGUUCUGGCUGGCGGGAGAUCAUGUUGUGGACCCUCGCGUGAAUGAGGUCCCCAAAGUUAAGGCAUUGAUUGACGCUAGUGAGAGGGCCAAGCGUGUCUUCAAAAUGACCGACUAUCAGGGCAUGAACUAUACUAUUCUUCAUACCGAGUUCUACCGCGAGCGAGCCCAGCCGGGUAUGGUGGUCGUGGGUUCCGAUUCCCACACCUGCUCGUCCGGAGCAUUAGGCUGCCUGGCCAUUGGGUUGGGCGCAGCCGAUGUGACCCUUCCAUUGGUCACCGGAGAGACCUGGUUCAAAGUGCCCGAAUCGGUCAACAUUCGUCUCGUCGGUGCUCCCAAGCCCGGAAUUGGAGGCAAGGACACGAUCUUGUACAUCCUGCAACAACUGAAGCGAAACACCGUGGCCGCAGACCGGAUUGUCGAGUUCACCGGCCCAGGUGUGAAACAUCUUUCAUGCGAUGCUCGGUUUGCCAUUAGCAACAUGACUACAGAAUUCGGCGGAAUUACCGGUGUCUUUGUGCCCGAUCAAAUUACAGAAGAAUUCAUCCAGAAGCGACGUCUGCCCCGACACAAAACCGCCAGCGUCUACUUCAAACCCGAUGAUGACGCCGAGUACGCCGAAACCCAUGAAAUAGACCUUGGCGAGGUGCGAUCUUUCCUGGCCAAAUACCCCAACCCUGACGACGUCGUUCCGGUCACUGAGCAGGAAGGCAUGCACCUGGAUGGAUGCUUUAUUGGUGCCUGCACCACUGCCGAGGAGGAUCUGAUUCUCGGUGCUCUCGUGCUGGAACAAGGGCUCCAGAAUGGCUUGAAGCCAGUUUCUCACGGAAAGAGGAAGGUUGUUCCGGGCUCAGUGCCCAUCCUUCAUAGACUCCGUGAGCUUGGGCUUGCGCAGAUCUACGAGGAUGCUGGAUUUGAGAUCGGCAUUCCAGGAUGCAGCUACUGUGUCGGAAUGUCGGCUGAUCAGGCUGGACCUGGAGAAGUCUGGAUAUCUUCCCAGAACCGCAACUUUGAGAACCGUAUGGGCAAAGGCUCCAUCGGAAAUCUUGCAUCAGCUGCCACAGUUGCGGCAUCGUCUUUCGAGAUGAAGCUGAAAGAUCCACAUGAAUACCUCGCAGCCAUCGAUCUCGAAAGAUGGCAUACCCUCCGCGGUGUUUCUGUGUCUGCAACAGACUCCACACAAGAACACAUCUCUUAUAUGGAACCUAGUGGCUCCGCGACUGCGGAGGCAAAGACUGUUGACUCACCAGACGUCAAGGUAACAGAGGCAAAUACUCCAGAGACAGCAGAUAGCUCUUCGUCCGACCUCAUGACAGGCAAAGUGCAGCGACUGGGCGAUUUUAUUGAUACCGAUGCUUUGGCCCCUGCCCAGUUUCUCAUCGGCAUGUCAAACAAUCAGAUCGCAGGCGAGCACUGCCUCGAGCACACCCACCCCGAGUUUCGGCAGCGCGUGAAAGACGGCUUCAAUAUCGUCGUGGCAGGCAAGGCAUUCGGAUGUGGAUCGUCCCGCGAACAAGCGGUCAUGGCGCUGUUAGGCUGCGGCGUCCAAUGUGUGAUUGCCAAGUCAUACUCAUUUAUCUUCCAGCGCAACAUGCCCAGUCUUGGUCUUUUGGGCAUCACACUGACCGACGAGGAGUUUUACGACGCGGCUCAAGACGGCAACGAGAUUUCCAUAGACUUCAAGACCAAGGUGAUCAACGUGGAUGGGAAGCAAUACGCUUUCCAGUUGAGUCAGAUGGAGCGGGAACUCUUUCAGCAUGGCGGUAUUGCGUCGGCCUUCCAGAAAUUUGGAAACCGGCUGUUCGAGCAGAUGACCAGACCGAAGAAUCUGGGGGGUGCCAAGUCCCUUGCGCUGCGUGGAAGUGGGGAGAGUGCUGGUCCGCAUGCAGGUUUGCAGUGGUAG